Myotis daubentonii (Daubenton's bat) is the source of this 5358-nucleotide messenger RNA. It is a transcript of the gene GJA4, whose product is annotated as gap junction protein alpha 4. Gene Ontology annotation, biological process: cell-cell signaling. Gene Ontology annotation, cellular component: connexin complex. Gene Ontology annotation, molecular function: gap junction channel activity. The record is from RefSeq and is a predicted model, not a curated record. Lineage: Eukaryota; Metazoa; Chordata; Mammalia; Chiroptera; Vespertilionidae.
UCUCUCCCUUCUCUGCUGCUUUGCUCCCUCGCCAGCUCACGGAUCCAAGGCCUGGAUCCCCUAGGCAGUGUCGCCGGGUCAGGGGUCCAGGGCCUGGGGCCCGUGGGCAGCAUCCCGCACUGCCGGCCCCGCCUGCAGUAUGCAAAUUAGCCGCCAUCUUUGUUGGUGGCUAAUUUGCAUAUCAUGCUGAUUAGCCAAUGGGAGGCGUAGCAAAGGUAUGGUCAAUUACCAUGUUUGUCUAUUAUUAGAUAGGAUAGACAGGGAAGAAAGGCUGCAUGCAAGCGGGGAGAGGAAGGGGGAUGACUGCAGGGUCUGUGGUCCCUGUGUCUCCUUCCAGAAUCUUGAAGUCUGAUAACAAGCUAGUUAACUUACAAUGGUGUUAAAACCCAGCCUGCCAGCCAGGACCCAAGAAUAGUCAGCAUUCCUGAGGCAAACCCCCUGAGGGGGGUCAGAGCCUAGGCACAGCAACCAAAUCAAAGUGUCUCCUGUCCUGUGUUCUCAAAUGUAUUUUCUUUUCUGAGCAAUGGACUCUCCUAGCCCAAGGUGUCGCUUAUCUUUUUACAGCUGUUUUUCCUUCUUGCACCACAUCCUCCAGUUUCCCAGGGUGUGUAAGAUAACCUCUUAUCGGUAGUCAGUAAAGUGAAUAAUCAUUAAGCCACUGUGGGCCUGUUCUUAUUGUGUGCCCUUCCCCCCAUCACUCACACAGGGCUUCAGGAGCCUGCAAGCUCUGCCUCCGCUCACACCUUGGCUGUUCCCUUUCUGAACGCAUCCCUCCUCUUGGCUCAUCUCACUCCAGCCACACUGACGUCCUUGCACUUUCCCACGUAGGAGACACCAGGCAUGCUCCUGCCUCAGGGACUUGGCACUGUGCAUUCCCUUAGCAGGAGUGCUGUUUUCCCCGGAGACACAGGGCUCCCUGCUGACGAACAACAAAUGUCAGCUGCCAGCCCCUUAGUGAGAAUGUCUCCUUCCUUCUGUUCAAAAUUAAAACUGCCACCCCCUGCACCCUCAGUCUUCUCUUCCUACUGUCCUUCCCACAGAACAUGUAUUACCUUCUAACACGGUCUGUGUUUCAUUUUGUCUGUCUCCCCAGCUAGAACGUAAAAUCCGCUAGGACAGAUUUUUAUUCCCCGGUUGCUCUCCAAUGCCUAGGACCUGGGGCCAUACAGGUUUGUUGGAUUAAUAAAUUCAUAUAUGGGCCUGGUGCCUGGCUACGUGCUGGAGAUGUAAACAAGACUGUCCACCCUCCAGGAGCUCACAGUCAAACGGGGGAGGGGUAAAGACAAGUAAACAAUGCACAGAGGCUGGGGGAGGGGAAGUGGAGAGUGGUUCAUGGGAUUAGAGUUUCAAUUUUGCAAAAUGGAAAGGUUCUGGAGAUCCGUUACAUGACACUGUGAACGUACUUAACCCUACUAAAUGGCACCCUUGAGAAUGGUUAAGACGGUAAACACUCUUUUAUGUAUUUAUUUCACACAAGUACAAUAAAAUAAAAAUUUAAUUCCCCCAGGAGCAGUACCUGAGCCCCUGAGAGCAUAAAGGAACACCUAACCCAGUGGAGGACAGCCAGGGGCCUCCUGGGACAAGGCUGCAGGGAGCAAAGGCCUCAACAGCUCGUAGGGUUCAGCAUGUAGGGUGCUCCAGGCACAGGGAACAGCAUGGACACAGCAAGAGUGCACAGAGAACCAGUCCAGUCUGGCUGGAUCACGAAAUGACAGGGGAGAGGGAUGAGGCUGGAGAAGUGAUUGAGGCCAGGAGGCAAUGGGGAGUCACAAAAGGGUUUAAGCAGGACAGUGGUCUGGUCAGGGAAGGGCAGAGGCUGGGAGACCAUUUGGGAGGCCACUGAGAUGGCGGCCUCCACAGGAUCAGGGCAAUGGGAAUGCAGAGAGGGGUGGGGCUCCAGGGAUAUUUUCCACGUGGAAUGGCCAGGUUAUGGCAAUCACGGUCUUGGCUGACCCUCCUUUCCCUGGGAAGGGGCCAGGUCAUUCAAACCCUGACCUCCAGAGCGCCUGAAGAAGCAGUGCGGGCAGGGUGAGGGCAGCCUUGACAUCGCCUCCAUUCCUCCCUCCUUCCCAGUAGAUCAGUGGUUCUCAACCUUGGCUGCACAUUAGGAUCACCAGGGAAUCUUUUUAAAAUCCUGAUUUCUGGGCCUCAUCCUCCGGAAAUUCUGUUUCUUUGUUACUAAUGUUGUGGCCCCACCCCAUAACAAAGAACCAGAAUUUCCAGAGGAUGAGGCCCAGAAAUCAGGAUUUUAAAAAGAUGCCCAGGUGAUUCUAAUGUGCGGCCAAGGUUGAGAACCACUGCAGCAGAUGGAUCCAAAGGAAGGACGUUGGGAGCGCCUGGGCCUUGACGCAGGAGCCGAGCUCUGGGAGCAGAACCAGCCUCUAGGGAUCUCUGUUCUCACGACCUCAGGGGUCAAAACCAAGUAGGCGCAGUUAUCAGCUUUGGGAACCCGGAAGAUUCAGCUCAGACUGAUCCUGACAUUCUGAGGUCAGAGCCAAGCCUGUUAGGUAGGACGUCAGUCAUGAGCGGCUGGGUGGGGCCUGCCCUGGGGUCCUGACAGGGGUCAGACCAACAUGGCCUUCAGACCACCCCUCGAUGGGUGGCCCAGCAGCCAGCAGACCGCCCGCGGGCACGUCCGGAACCGGUAGGUCCAGAACCAGCCGGUUCUUGGUGCAAGCUCAGAGGAAAAGGUCAUGACCUCCAUGUGACCUUACUAGGGCCCUGGACUAAUUAUAAUAAAAUUUUCAAUGUAGUUUUGACCACCCCCUCCCACUCCCCACCCCUGGUGUGUUUGUCUGUAUGCGUAUGGGUAAGAGCAUGCGCAGAAGAGCUAUAGUUACAUCACCCUUUUCUGUCAACCAUCCCUGAAUGCAAGUGAAAGUCUCCACCCAGAAAAUUCCUCACGGAAACUAUAUAACCCAGGAGUUUGGGGCAUUGUCUCUCUUGACUGGCCUGCUUCUCACUCGCAGUGUAUCUUCAAUAAAUCCCACUUUGCUGUACUUUCAUUUUCGUUGACCUUAAAAUCUCUUCUGCUUCAAUGAGAAGAACCGAGGUCCCAGCCGGUAACCCCAACUGGUAACAUCUUUUUGGUGCCGCUACUCGGACUGCACGAACCACAGAAGCCCAGGAGCCAUGGGUGACUGGGGCUUCCUGGAGAAGUUGCUGGACCAGGUCCAGCAGCACUCCACUGUGGUGGGCAAGAUCUGGCUGACAGUGCUCUUCAUCUUCCGCAUCCUCAUCCUGGGCCUGGCCGGUGAGUCCGUGUGGGGUGACGAGCAGUCGGAUUUCCAGUGCAACACGGCCCAGCCGGGCUGCACCAACGUCUGCUACGACCAGGCCUUCCCCAUCUCCCACAUCCGCUACUGGGUGCUGCAGUUCCUCUUUGUCAGCACGCCCACGCUGAUCUACCUGGCCCACGUCAUUCACCUGUCUCGGCGUGAGGAGCGGCUGCGGCAGAAGGAGGAGGAGCUGCGGGCACUGCCGCACAAGGACCCCUGCGUGGAAAGGACGUUGGCAGCCAUAGAGCGUCAGAUGGCCAAGAUCUCAGUGGCCGAAGAUGGCCGCAUGCGGAUCCGAGGGGCGCUGAUGGGCACCUACGUGCUCAGUGUGAUCUGCAAGAGCAUCCUAGAGGCAGGCUUCCUGUACGGCCAGUGGCGUCUCUACGGCUGGACCAUGGCGCCCGUGUAUGUGUGCCACCGCGCACCCUGCCCCCACUCUGUGGACUGCUAUGUCUCUCGCCCCACCGAGAAGACGAUCUUUAUCAUCUUCAUGCAGGUGGUCGGAUUCAUCUCCCUGCUGCUCAACCUGCUGGAGCUGGUGCACCUGCUGUACCGCUACCUCACACGGAGACUAAAGGCCCAGCAGGGCCAGCAUGCCCCCCUCGCUCAGGGCACCACCCCGGAGCCCUACGCUAACCAGGUCUUCUACCUCCCCAUGGGCAAGGAGCCCUCAUCCGAGCCAUGCCCCGUCUACAGCGGGCUCUCAUCCAGUGAGCAGAACUGGGCCAACCUGACUACAGAGGAGAGGCUGGCUGCUUCUAGGCCACCCCCCUUCCUGGACCCGUACCCUCAGAGUAGCCAGAAAUAUCCCAGCAGCCAUGCUUCUAAGAAACAGUAUUUGUAGGAACCUGGGACUUAUGUCACCCAACAGCGCGGCCUGGGAAGUCUGGCUGCCUUGGGUGCCCCCUCCUUGAAGGCUCUGCAGAGAUGAGGAGGGCAGGGGAAGCGGGUGCUUGCUGGCUGUGGGGCCUCACCAUCAGUUGUUCUUGGACACCCGGGACCUUCCUGGUGACCAGACGACACCUCAUGGCUUCCCCUCCAGAACCUGGCUUUGCCGCAGGCACAGACAGAGCCAGCUCGGGGUGCUCUUGACCGAAGGCUUCGGCCCUCUGGCCUUUUUUUCACUUUGUUCAGAGGGGCCCGAAGCCAAGUUACUCCACCCCCACCGCCAUGGGAGUUUCUCCUCCACCCAGAUUGUCCUCACACCCUCUCCUCGCAGGAAGAGGCUGGACCAGGCUGCUGGGUAGGCCUGGAUUACACACACAGAGCCCUGUCAAGGAGGCCGGCGUCUUGUUCUCAUCACUCCUUCCUGGUUCCACUGUUUAUGCUUCUAAAAUAAACAGAACUUGAUCACAAGCUAGGUGUGUGUAUUGACGCUGUCGUGAUGUGCAUCAGGGUGGGAGCUGAGGGGUGGCCUUGCUCUCCCCAGGCUUUCUUUGCUUUUCUGUCCUGGAUAAUCCGUCUUUGGCCUCUGCAACCCCAACUCCAGCGAGCACCUUUCACUUUCCAACUCAUACACCCCGCCUCGCAGCAGCCCUGAGUCCUAAACAUUCUGCCUUUUGAAAUGCCUCAGGCACCAUCCUCUUUCAUCCUCUGCCUCAGCCCCUCAAGCCAAAGCAGUGUCUGUCCUCAGCCUGCCCCGUGGCCAUGGAGUGCCCCAGCCACUCCACCUCCUGCCGUGUGCUUCCCCCUGGACACACACACCCUGCUCCCAACGCUGCUGGCCAGCUGAGCCCUUCACAGUCCAGCUCAAAUGCACCCCAUCCCACCUCAUCCUGGGCCCCUUGGUAUUCGAGGAGGCGGGUUUAGAUCACUUGCCCCUCCAACCGUGGCCCUUUCUACCCACCAGAAGGAGCAACUCAAACCUGCAUCAUGUCUCCCACCGCCUAAAACUCACUUAGAACAGACAAUGGCAACAGAGAAAGGUGGGAGGGAUGGUGGAGGAGCUGAGUCUUGCCUCUAAGUCACAAACGUUGCAGGAGAAAAUGAACAAUUGAACUGGAUCUUGACGGGUGAAUAGGAGUUCGCUGAGGAGGAGAAAACACUGAGUAUUCAGGCAGAGAAAAAAGUUCGUGCAAAG